This is a messenger RNA of Strigops habroptila (Kakapo), 2049 nucleotides long. It is a transcript of the gene PROX2, whose product is annotated as prospero homeobox 2. Lineage: Eukaryota; Metazoa; Chordata; Aves; Psittaciformes; Psittacidae. Gene Ontology annotation, biological process: regulation of transcription by RNA polymerase II. The transcript has 4 exons. Gene Ontology annotation, molecular function: DNA-binding transcription factor activity, RNA polymerase II-specific; RNA polymerase II cis-regulatory region sequence-specific DNA binding. Gene Ontology annotation, cellular component: nucleus. The record is from RefSeq and is a predicted model, not a curated record.
AUGAUCCUCAACUAGCCGAGGGUCAGCUCUCUGGUGUCCUGGCAGGAAGAAGAGACGAUGAGUAGUAGGACUGGCCCUGAGCAGGACAGAGACUGUGCCACUUCAGGACAUGGCCAGCGGCUGAAGUUGGAGCCCUGCUUCCAGAGCGACUCUCUCUUGCCUUCCCCCAGCGCACCCCUGAUAUCGCAGCUUCUCAGCCACCCAGUGGUUGGCAGGAGCCUGGAUCCCACCGUCCUUUUCCCCUCCUCUCAGGCAGUGGCCCUGCCUCAGGAAUAUGAGUGUGGUGCAUCUCCUGGAGAAGGAGCACAAGCCCUGGCUUUCUCCAGGACCUGUGCCCCGGCUCCCGUGCCCUGUGCUGGCGACAGGGACCAGCUCUCUGACCAGCACCUAUGGGAUCAGCUCUCCGACCAGCACCUACAAGCCAAGCGGGCCAGGGUGGAGAGCAUCAUCCAAGGCAUGAGCCUCCCACCAACCCCUCAGGCAUUUGGCACUAGCCUGGAGGCAGCUUUUGGGCAUGAGAGGGAGAGGGGUCGUGAGAUGCCCUGGGAGAGCAAGAGGAAGCCGAGGGUGCCCCAGCAGGGCGCAGGGGCAGCCAAGCAGGUGGCCCCCUCGGAGGGCACCCCCCAUGCCGAGGGCUGCCGGCAGGUGAAGGAGCAGCUCUGCUUCUUGGAGCAGCAGCUGAGACGGCUUCAGGAGAAGUUCUCCCAGGUCUGCAACUCUGUGGACACUGCCCAAACCCAGGAAGGUUCCGAGAAAGCACAUCCAUUGCCUGGAAAGCCUGGAGACAGAUUGGACAAGGACAGUGCCACUGCCAGCAGUGACCCACGCAAAGUGCCUCUUUGGAGGAGCAUCCUGGAGGUGCAAGGGCCAGAGGAGGAGGAGGACAGAGAUGACACAGGUGGCCUGUCCUCGGCAGCGAGGGCCCUCUCGCAGGCACUGAAGCAUGAGCUGGCUGAGGCGAUGUCCCGGGUGGUGGACUCUGUUCUGAAGACUGCCUGGCCGAAGGCAGCCAGCCACUUCCUGCAGCAGCACCGCAGACUCCCAGCGCCAGGGCCAGAUGCCAGGAGAGAGCAUUUUGCUGCUGGGAAGUGCAGAAAGCCACUUUCAAAGCCAUCUCCCAGGAACACACUGGGCUCGCUGGGUUCACCCCAGGCUGAGGCCCUGUCAGGAGCUCCAGCAAGGAGCCCAGGCUCUCAUGCUGGCUCCUUCAGUUCAAAAGGGGUCAGAAAAAACUCUCAGGCCCCCAGCAUGAGCUAUCCGCUGGGUUUGGCUGCCCCCAUCCAGGACAGCCAGCUGCUGAGCCAGCUGCUGGGCUACAGCCAGCACAGCCUCUGGGGCAGCAGCUCUUGCGGGACCCCCUCUUCUCUGGAGAGGGGUCCUCUGGAACCCCUCAACUUGCACUGGGGAACCGUCAAACUGAGGUCAUCGGUCAUGAGACAGCAGCAGCAGCAGCAACCCCUGAGCCCUGCUGGCAUGGGCCUGGCACUGCUGCCGGCUGGCAGGGAUGGCUGCGGAGAGCUGCAGGCUGCGAUGGACAGGGCACCCUUCACCUCCACACAUAUACAGGAGGCACUGACUCCCGGCCACCUGAAGAAGGCCAAGCUGAUGUUUUUCUUCACCCGCUACCCCAGCUCCACUCUGCUGAAGACCUACUUCCUCGAUGUGCAGUUCAGCCGCUGCAUCACCUCCCAGCUCAUCAAGUGGUUCAGCAACUUCCGUGAGUUUUACUACAUCCAGGUGGAGAAGUUUGCCCGGCAGGCGCUGCUGGAGGGCGUUGUGGAUGCUGGCACCCUCCGGGUCUGCCGGGACUCGGAGCUUUUCCGUGCCCUCAACAUGCACUAUAACAAGGGGAAUGACUUUGAGGUGCCAGGCCGGUUCCUGGAGGUGGCCAGCCUGACGCUGCAGGAAUUCUUCAGUGCCGUCAAGGCGGGCAAGGACGCUGACCCCUCCUGGAAGAAACCCAUUUACAAAAUCAUUUCCAAACUGGACAGCGACAUCCCAGAAGGGUUCAAGGCUGUCAGAUGCUCCCAGGAACUGCUCCGCAGCUGA